GAGUCACAGGGACCCGCAGCCCACCCUGAGCAGAUGUUUAAGUUUACAUUUUCUUACUUAUUUAGGUAAGAUGACAUUUUAGCCUGCGUUUUCCACCGUUUUGAACAAAUCGGGGAAAAAAAACUGCGCUGUAAAGCAACUUUCUGCGGGCACGAGACUGCUGCUGCGCUCAAGGAGCCUCCAGAGCUCUUCCUGUCUGCGUCAAUAUGGGGAUCAAAGCUGCACUUCCCAAAUAUGAGAUCUAUUUCUACAACACGGUGCUCUGUCUGGCCAUGUUCUGGGCGGCCAGCUGGAUCUUUGACGUGUCCAGUUCCAAUGCAAACAGAAAGACAUUCAAAUCCAGUGUGAAGCCAGGAUGGUACUACUUUGGAAGGAAAAUGGAUACGGCUGAUUUUGAGUGGGUGAUGUGGUUCUCCACCUUCAGGGAGCACAUCCUGUUUGCUCUCUCCGGCCAUGUGCUGUUCGCUAAGAUCUGCUCCAUGUUGGCUCCACAGUACAGGUCCCUGGUGUACAUGGUGUACGGGUUGCUGGCUGUGUGGACCAGUAUGGGCUGGACCUACGUCACCCUCAUCCUGUCCCACUGCAUUCUGCUCUACAGCAUCUCCUUAGUGAAAAUCCGCUGGCUUUGCUUCGUCACCGGCCUCUGUACCCUCGCCACAUUCAAGUGUGAACCCUUCGUUUCCUGGCAGGCCGGUUUUGUGGAGGGAGACUUUGAGCUGCGUCACAUUCUCUUCUACGGAGGUUGUGGCUUUACUAUCAUGCGCUGUAUGAGCUUUGCUCUGGAGAACUGCGAGAGGAAAGACGGAAACUACAACAUCCUGGAGCUGCUCAAGUACAACUUCUACCUCCCCUUCUUCUAUUUCGGGCCCAUCAUGACCUUUGAUAAGUUUUAUGUCCAAGCCAACAAGUCGGACCUGACCAGGAAGGAGCGGGAGAUGUGGAACAUCAGUGUGCAGGGCCUGAUUCACCUGGGAGUCAUCAUUGUAGUGGACGUCCUCUUCCACUUCCUGUACAUCCUCACCAUCCCUGCUGACCUGAAGCUGCUGAAGCACGCCUCCGACUGGGCUCUGGUGGGUCUAGCUUACUUUAACCUGGUGUAUGACUGGGUAAAAGCAGCUGUCAUGUUCGGAGUCAUCAACACGGUGUCCAGACUGGAUCACCUGGACCCACCCAAGCCACCAAAAUGCAUCACUAUGCUCUACGUGUUUGCUGAAACCCACUUUGACAGAGGGAUCAACGACUGGCUGUGCAAGUACGUGUAUGACUACCUGGGCGGAAAACACGAGAACGUGGUGGAGGAGCUGGUGGCUACACUGUGCACCUUCGGCGUCACCAUCCUCUGGCUGGGACCCUGCGAGGUGGUUCUGAUCUGGGCUUUCUUCAACUGUUUCGGCCUUAACUUUGAGCUGUGGACCGCCAAGUUCUUCUCCAUGGAGCCUUUUGCUUCUUUUGAGAUGGCUAUGACAGAGGCAACGUCCCGCAGGAUCAGAGCCAUCUUCAAUACUUUGAACUUCUGGAGCAUCGUGUUGUACAACGUUCUGGCCCUGAACAGUUUGGACUUUGCCAAGUUGGUUGCCAAGCGGCUGCUUCUAAAAGGCUUCCCUAUUACCACCAUCAUCGUCAUGUUUGUGACCUACUGCCUGAUCCAAGUGAUCAAGGAGAGAGAGAGGAGGCAGGCACUCAUUGAUGACCCCGAUCCUCUUCCUCCUGCUCCCCCUCCAAACGCCACAAUCACCAGCCCGACCAGCGCCGCCGCUGCACCCGCUGCUGCUCAGCCGGUCACAGAUCCUAGCAAGGAAAAAGCAGAGUAGAUAUUUGACGUUCACUAACAGCGAUGAAUGUAAACAGCAAAGAAUAUUAACACCAGUCCGGAUUUUUAAACAUGGAUUUUGAGUGGAUGCUCUGUUUCGAACAGCAUUAACUGUAAAUACGUUUACCAUCAUUUAACUGUGUUUAUACCUAAAAGGGAAAGAAAAGAACUCAAUAACAUAGAUUUACUCAAAUAUGGCAUAAUACACAGUAUAAUGUACACUGGUGGGGUGUCAAAGCUUAAUUUUAAUUUUUCUGAAACCUUUUGUCACUAAUACAAAAAAAAAAAAUAAACUGCAGAG
Plectropomus leopardus (leopard coralgrouper) is the source of this 2111-nucleotide messenger RNA. RefSeq names its product hedgehog acyltransferase like, b (gene hhatlb). NCBI's taxonomy places the organism in Eukaryota, Metazoa, Chordata, Actinopteri, Perciformes, Serranidae. The record is from RefSeq and is a predicted model, not a curated record. Gene Ontology annotation, molecular function: acyltransferase activity. Gene Ontology annotation, biological process: negative regulation of N-terminal protein palmitoylation. Gene Ontology annotation, cellular component: endoplasmic reticulum.